GUGUAGUGUGAGACUAAGUUUGUGUGAUGAAUAAUUUUUUGGUGUGUGUGUAUGUGCUAAUUAGAGAGGAUGUUACCGGUAUAAGAGGAGGCUUUGCUUUCUCUUGGAAGUAUCACGCGUUGUUGGAGAGUCAGAGAAGAUCUCGCUGCACCUCACACAUUUACUCAACAGAUCAAUAACCCCCUUCCAGCAGCCAUGAGGGGCGUAAUGGAAUCCAUGGAGUCAUUGAUAGAUCUCUUCAAUGAGUACGCUGGCGAUGACGACUGUUUGAGCAUAGAGGAGUUGCAGAAACUGGUGGAUGAGGGUCUCAAGGAGUCUGACCUUGAGGACAAACUGGAGAUUACCGAGGUCAGUGAGGUCUUUGGUCAACUGGACAAGAACGAAGACAACAAGCUCAACUUCCAGGAGUUCAUCAGAUGCAUCGGCAUGCUGGCUACAAAGUCCCGCAAAAAGCGUGGAGGCAGGGGAGGCAAAUGGGGCAAAGGGGGUGGAGGGGGCGGAGGGGGAAAGGGUGGCAGAGGGGGAAAGGGUGGCAGAGGGGGAAAGGGGGGGAGAAAAGGAAAUGAUGAUGAUGAUGAUGAAUGAUCUGUCUUCUGAUUUCUCCCAAACUGUCAUAUGUGGAUCCUCCAUGGACAUGUACUCAUGCCACUUUGCUUCGCUAUGCAACCUUGGCAUGACGGAAAUUAUAUUGAGUUUUUUUUUAUGAAUAAACCAAUGAGAACUUAA
Messenger RNA from Nerophis ophidion (straightnose pipefish), 726 nucleotides. Its product is annotated as protein S100-A6-like. The coding region runs from base 196 to 585 and encodes 129 amino acids. Gene Ontology annotation, molecular function: calcium ion binding. The record is from RefSeq and is a predicted model, not a curated record. Lineage: Eukaryota; Metazoa; Chordata; Actinopteri; Syngnathiformes; Syngnathidae. The transcript is spliced from 3 exons.